AGUGUGUGGAUCGCUGAGACUCAGAGGGUCCGGCUCAGUUUUAAUUCUCCUCUAAUCUCUGCAACAGCGGCGCUUCCCAGGUCCCGCGGCUCCUGCUCCCGCUCAGCCGCCGUCACUGACAGGUGAGCAUCUGAGCAGCCUCCGCCCCAUCACCCACCAUGGGCAACCUCCAAGAAAAAGUGGCUCCGGACGCGCUUGCCUGAGAAUUCCGCACAAAAGAGGAGCCCAAAAUGAAGACCCUGAUGCGCCAUGGUCUGGCAGUGUGUUUAGUGCUCACUACCAUGUGCACCAGCUUGUUGCUCGUGUACAGCAGCCUCGGCAGCCAGAAGGAGCGGCCCCCGCAGCAGCAGCAGGCGACCGCGACUGGCAGCACGCAGCUUGUGGAGAGCAGUCCCCAGCCACGUAGAACCGCCCCCGCAGGACCCCGGCAGCUAGACGGAUACCUCGGUGUAGCAGACCACAAGCCCUUGAAAAUGCAUUGCAAGGAUUGCGCCCUGGUGACCAGCUCGGGGCAUCUGCUGCGGAGUCAACAGGGCCCCCACAUCGACCAGACAGAGUGUGUUAUCCGCAUGAAUGAUGCCCCCACCCGAGGCUAUGGGCUUGACGUGGGCAACCGCACGAGCCUGCGGGUCAUCGCACAUUCCAGCAUCCAGAGGAUCCUCCGAAACCGCCAUGACCUGCUCAACGUGAGCCAGGGCACUGUGUUCAUCUUCUGGGGCCCCAGCAGCUACAUGCGUCGGGAUGGCAAGGGCCAGGUGUACAACAACCUACAGCUCCUCAGCCAAGUGCUGCCUCGGCUGAAGGCCUUCAUGAUCACACGCCACAAGAUGCUUCAGUUUGACGAACUCUUCAAGCAGGAGACUGGCAAAGACAGGAAGGUCUCCAACACUUGGCUGAGCACUGGCUGGUUCACCAUGACAAUUGCUCUGGAGCUCUGUGACAGGAUCGAUGUUUACGGCAUGGUGCCCCCAGACUUCUGCAGGGACCCGAAGCAUCCGUCCGUACCUUAUCAUUACUACGAGCCUUCUGGACCCGAUGAAUGUACAAUGUACCUCUCUCACGAGCGAGGACGCAAGGGCAGUCACCACCGUUUCAUUACAGAGAAACGGGUGUUUAAGAACUGGGCGCGGACAUUCAACAUUCACUUUUUCCAACCAGACUGGAAACCAGACUCCCCCGCUGUGAAUCAUGCUGAGGAUAAGCCUGUGUUCUGAGGUGUGAACGUGCUGGAUAGGAGGGCGCAGUGUCCACACGGCCUGACACGAGAGGAAGGACUUAAACUCUAGGCAGGGAAAUGGGAACUGAAUGGGUGGCGUCCUUCAGCACCAUGGACAGAACCCACUGGCCGCAGAACAUUCCAGAAUGCCUGCAUUCUAACGAGACUUGUCUCUUGGAAAGAGCAACUGUAUCCUUGAUUCAGUGACACUGCCACAGCUAGGAACACUCCAGGUCUCUGGAAGUAUUGCCUUCAAAACUGAAACAGGAGCAGCCUGACACUUUUAGUUGUGUUUCUUUUACAGACACCCACGUCAAAGGAUUUCCUACCAGGCUGCAACCUAACCUGACCUAUAAUCUUUUGUCAUUUGUCAGACUUUGUGAUUUGUAAAAGGCCUAGAAGUCUGGACAAUGUUUCUGAAGAGCACAUCUCCAAUGAUUUUCAUAAAGCAAAUGUCUGCUAUUUAUUUAUUGAGAGUUUUUUAGUGUACUCUAGGCAGUAUUUUUAUAGAUUAUGAUUACGUGGCAAUUUACUCUUCCUGACUUUUUAAUCCUGGAUGGUGGUCAGAAUGGGCUAGGAUUGGGCUGGUGAGUUACUGAAUUCACAAUGCCCGUUAUUAGCUUGAAAUCGGCAUUUGACGUGGAAACAUGCAGCAUUGUUGGAACCUCGCAGCUUCAGGCAAUUUGCUGCUUCAUGACAGGAUCAGCUAUAACACUUUCUAAUGUACAUAAAUGUCCAAAAGAACAAAAUUGAAAGCCAAAAACUGUGUUGUCAAAACAAAAUGACGCUAAUGA
This is a messenger RNA of Arvicanthis niloticus (Nile rat), 2010 nucleotides long. It is a transcript of the gene St6galnac5, whose product is annotated as ST6 N-acetylgalactosaminide alpha-2,6-sialyltransferase 5. Gene Ontology annotation, biological process: oligosaccharide metabolic process; ganglioside biosynthetic process. Gene Ontology annotation, molecular function: alpha-N-acetylgalactosaminide alpha-2,6-sialyltransferase activity. NCBI's taxonomy places the organism in Eukaryota, Metazoa, Chordata, Mammalia, Rodentia, Muridae. The record is from RefSeq and is a predicted model, not a curated record.